UUGCUAAGGUUACAGGAGAGAGUGUUGAAUGGCGUUGUGAUUCAUUUGUUGGGAGACGAAGACCCUCGAGUACGACACAUAGCCGCUGCUACUGUCAGCAGGCUGGUCAGUGUGUUGUUCUAUGAGUGUGACCAGGGUCAGGCUGACCCUGUGGUGGCUAUAGCCAGAGACCAGAGCUCUGUGUAUCUACAGUUACUGAUGCAUGAGACGCUCCCACCUUCACACUUUACUGUCUCUACCAUCACCAGGACGUAUCGUGGUUAUAACCUGUCUCAGGGAGUGUCAGACGUCACUGUGGAGAAUAACUUGUCAAGAGUCGUCUCUGCCGUGUCCCACGCUCUCACCUCCUCUACGUCACGAGCCCUCACCUUCGGCUGCUGUGAGGCGCUGCAUCUUCUGACCACCGCCUACCCAGCAUGCACCUGGAGUACGGGCUGGCACUGUGGCUACGUCAGCUCCACCGUCACACACCCCAACCGAUCCAACCUCAACCGCUCCCGGGCACGCUCACACAGCCUCUCCCAGCCCGGCUCAGGUCCGUUAGAGGAAGGGAAGAGGACUCUAACAGUAGGAAUGGCUAACAUGAUGAUGUCUCUACUGUCCUCUGCCUGGUUUCCUCUGGACCUCUCUGCUCACCAAGAUGCUCUGCUGCUGGCCGGGAACCUGCUCGCUGCGACGGCUCCACAGUGUAUGUGUAGUCCCUGGGCUGGGGAGGAGGAGGGAGGGCCGGUCCCCGGUAAGACAGAGGAGCCCUGGGCAGCGGUGGGGGAGCGCCCCCUGGUGGUCCUGGUGGAGCAACUCUUCUCUCACAUCCUCAAGAUACUCAACAUCUGUGCCCACGUGCUGGACGACACGCCGCCCGGACCCGCAGUCAAGGCCACCCUGCCGUCCCUAGCCAACGCUCCCUCCCUCAGCCCCAUCAGAAGGAAAGGCAAGGAGGUAGCAGAGCCGAGCACCAUUCCCAUGAGCCCUAAGAAAGGCAGCGACACCAACACUGGCAGGCCAGCGGACAGCUCGGGGUCCACGGCUAACGUCAACAAGUCCACAACCCUGGGGAGCUUCUAUCAUCUACCCACCUACCUCAAACUGUACGACGUCCUCAAAGCUACACACACCAACUAUAAGGUUACGUUGGACCUCCACAGCACCAACGAGAAGUUCGGAGGGUUCCUGCGUUCUACGCUGGACGUUCUGUCUCAGCUGCUAGAGAUGGCCACGCUACACGACAUCGGAAAGUGUGUGGAAGAGAUCCUCAGCUACCUGAAACUCUGCUUCUCCAGAGAACCUCUGAUGGCCACAGUCUGUGUUCAACAGUUAUUGAAGACGUUGUUUGGUACCAACCUAGCCUCCCAGUACGAGGGGGCCCAGGGCGGUCCUAGUCGAUCCCAGGGGAAGGCUCUUCGUCUGGGUUCGUCCAGCCUGAGACCUGGCCUCUAUCACUACUGCUUCAUGGCCCCCUACACACACUUCACCCAGGCCCUGGCCGACGCCAGCCUCAGAAACAUGGUGCAGGCUGAGCAGGAGCAGGACGCAUCAGGGUGGGUACACACACACACACACACACACACACACACACACACACACACACACACACACACACACACACACAUUGUCUUCCAGAAUGCGAUCCACAACCACAUUCGUCUGUUUGAACCUCUGGUGAUCAAGGCUCUGAAACUGUACACCACCUCCACCUCUGUAGCGCUGCAGAGACAGGUCCUAGACCUGCUGGCGCAGCUGGUACAGCUACGAGUCAACUACUGUCUGCUGGACUCAGACCAGGUGUUCAUAGGUUUUGUACUGAAGCAGUUUGAGUACAUUGAGGUGGGACAGUUCAGAGAUUCGGAGGCGAUCGUCCCCAACAUAUUCUUCUUCCUGGUUCUGUUGUCGUACGAGCGUUACCACUCCAAACAGAUCAUCAGCAUCCCGAAGAUCAUUCAACUCUGUGACGGCAUCAUGGCUAGUGGGAGGAAAGCUGUCACACAUGCCAUCCCAGCCCUGCAGCCUAUAGUCCAUGACCUGUUUGUUCUGAGAGGCUCCAACAAGGCGGAUGCUGGGAAGGAGCUGGACACCCAGAAAGAGGUGGUGGUCUCCAUGCUGCUGAGACUCAUACAGUACCACCAGGUGCUGGAGAUGUUCAUCCUGGUCCUCCAGCAGUGUCACAAGGAGAACGAGGACAAGUGGAAGAGACUGUCCAGACAGAUUGCUGACAUCAUACUGCCCAUGAUAGGAAAACAACAGAUGCACCUGGACUCCCCUGAGGCUCUGGGAGUGUUGAACACUCUGUUUGAGACGGUCGCUCCCUCCUCUCUCCGCCCGGUAGAUAUGCUGCUGAAGGGAAUGUUCACUACACCUGCUACCAUGGCAAAUGUCAACACAGUUCAGUUGUGGGUGUCAGGUGUCUUGGCUGUCCUCCGAGUCCUCAUCUCUCAGUCCACUGAAGACAUAGUCCUCUCUCGUGUCCACGAGCUCUCCCUCUCUCCUCUCCUCCUCUCCUGUCCCACCAUCCGACGUCUCCGCGACGACAGCAGCCUCUCGUCGCCCCCGCCACCGCCUAUGACGACCCCGGCAACUGUCGCCCCCGACAACCAGGAGGCCAACGGAGAGCGGGUGCUGCCGGAGGAGACGUUUGCCAGGUUCCUACUCCAGCUAGUAGGAGUGAUGCUAGAUGACAUCUCGACCAGACAGGUGAAGGUUGACAUGACAGAACAGCAACACACGUUCUACUGUCAACAGCUGGGGACUCUGUUAAUGUGUCUCAUACACAUCUUCAAGAGUGGCAUGUUCCGUAGGAUCACGGCAGCAGCCACCCGUCUCCUGAAGGGUGAGGCUGUUCUGGGUGCAGGUCCAGGGGUCAGUGGUGUCUUCUACCCCCUAGAGGGUCUUAAUGCCAUGGUGGGCUGCCUGGUGACCACACACCCCUCUCUGGUUCUACUCUGGUGCCAAGUCCUCCUCAUCAUCAACUACACCAACUACAGCUGGUGGACAGAGGUACACCAGACACCCAGGAGACAGAGUCUGUCCUGUACCAAGCUGCUGAGCCCUCAUUCCUCAGGAGGGGUGGAGGAGGAGAGACCAGAGGCCAGGCUGGCCAUGUGUAACAGAGAGAUCGUACGCAGGGGAGGACUCAUUCUCUUCUGUGACUAUGUGUGUCAGAACCUGCACGACUCGGAGCACCUGACCUGGCUGAUCGUCAACCACGUCCGUGACCUCAUCGACCUUUCCCAUGAGCCUCCGGUGCAGGACUUCAUCAGCGCCGUGCAUCGCAACUCGGCCGCCUCCGGACUGUUCAUACAGGCUAUACAGUCACGCUGUGACAACCUCUCUACUCCCACCAUGUUGAAGAAGACUCUUCAGUGUCUAGAAGGGAUCCACCUGUCCCAGUCUGGUUCUCUGUUGAUGCUCUACGUGGACAAACUGCUGAACACUCCUUUCAGAGUCCUGGCUCGUAUGGUUGAUACUCUGGCCUGCAGGAGGGUGGAAAUGCUGCUGGCUGAGACACUACAGAACAGUUUAGUCCAGCUGCCUGUGGAGGAACUGGACAGAAUCCAGGAAUACCUUCAGAUCAGUGGACUUGCUCAGCGGCACCAGAGGUUCUACUCCCUGCUGGACAGGUUCCGAGCCACCGUUGCCGAGGACACCAGCAGCCCCUCCCCUCCUGUGACAUCACACCCCCUGGAUGGGGAACCGCCACCUGCCCCUGAACUAGUCAAGGCUGACAAGGAGUGGUAUGUUGCCUUGGUGAUGUCCCAGUGCUGUCUCCGUGGUGACGGGUCGUUCCUGGAGACAACGGAACUCCUGACCAAACUACCUCCUGACGACCUCUCUACCAUCAUGACCUGCAAGGACUUCAACCUGUCUCUCCUCUGUCCGUGUCUGAGUCUGGGGGUUCAGAGGUUAACCCGGGGUCAGGGGUCGUUGCUAUUGGAGACGGCCCUGGCCGUGACCCUGGAUCAUCUGAGCGGGGUCACACAGCUACUUCCUGUUCCACACCGUUCCUUCCUGCCGCCGGCCAAACCUGACCCGGCCGAGCCCUACUGGGACAAACUGGCUGUCGUCUAUGGUGAGGCUGGACUCUACCCACGGGUGAUGUUUCUGUGUAGAGCGCUGUCUCAGUAUCUGCUGUGUGUGGGUCAGCUUCCUUCCCCUCUGCAAAUCCCUGAAGACAAACAACAUCUCAUCACCACCUUCACUACCAUGGCAACCGAGUUGGUGGUCUGGCGUGUUCUCCAGGACAGUGUUCCUCUGAGUGUUGACCUGCAGGGGGCGCUGUCCUGUCUGUGUCUGGCCCUGCAACAGCCCUGUGUCUGGAACACACUGUCUACAGCCCCGUACAAAACACACACCUGCUCUGUCAUACACUGUCUCCGACUACUCAUCACUGCAGUGGCAGUAGGUCCAGGUGACCAUCUCUUACAUCCAGGGAGGAAGAGAACCACCGGGUCAGACGGUGAUUCAGACCAGGUCCACUCUCCAAACACUGACAACGUGUGUGAGCGACGGUCGUGUGAGAUCAUGGCUGAGCUGGUGGAAGGUCUCCAGAGCGUUCUGUCUCUGGGUCACCAUAGAAACAGCGGAAUCCCAGCCUUCCUCACGCCGAUGCUCCGAAACAUCAUCAUCAGUCUGUCCAGACUACCGCUGGUCAACAGCUACACUAGAGUCCCCCCCCUGGUGUGGAAGCUGGGCUGGUCCCCUCGGCCGGGGGGAGAGUUCGGCACCACCCUUCCUGAGAUCCCUGUAGAGUUCCUGCAGGAGAAGGACGUGUUCAGGGAGUUCCUCUAUCGCAUCAACACACUGGGCUGGAGCAGUAGGACCCAGUUUGAAGAGACCUGGGCCACACUGCUAGGAGUUCUGGUCACUCAACCCAUCUCUAUGGACCAGGAGGAGGAGAGAGAACAGGAGGAGGACUUGGAGCGUACCCAGUUGAAUGUGUUAGCGGUCCAGGCCAUCACGUCUCUGGUUCUGAGUUCCAUGACUCUCCCUACUGCCGGAAACCCUACUGUCUCCUGUCUGGAACAACAGCCGAGAAACAAGACCCUUAAAGUCCUGGACACACGGUUUGGCAGGAAGUUGUCAGUGAUCAGAGGAGCCGUGGAGAGAGAGAUCCAGGCCAUGGUGUCGAAGAGAGACAACGUACACACACACCACCCCUACCACACCUGGGACCCUGUCCCCUCCCUGUCUGCUGUCUCACCAGGUACACUGAUCAGCCAUGAGAAACUCCUGCUGCAGAUCAACACAGAGAGAGAGAUGGGAAACAUGGACUACAAACUGGGACAGGUGUCCAUCCAUUCUGUGUGGCUGGGGAACAACAUUACCCCUCUGAGAGAGGAAGAGUGGGGUGAGGAUGAGGAAGAUGAGACUGAUACUCCGGCCCCCGCCUCUCUUCCUACCUCUCCUAUCAACUCCAGGAAGCAUCGUGCAGGUGUAGAUAUCCACUCCUGUUCUCAGUUCCUAUUGGAGCUCUACAGCCAGUGGCUCCUCCCUGGUUCCCCUAGCAACAGACGCACCCCUGUUGUGCUCAUCAGCGAGGUGGUCCGAUCGUUGUUGGCGGUCUCUGACCUGUUCACGGAGCGUAACCAGUUUGACAUGAUGUUCACCACCCUGAUGGAGCUGCAGAAGAGUCAUCCUGCUGAAGAUGAGAUAAUGAACCAGUACCUGGUACCAGCUCUCUGUAAGGCUGCUGCUGUCCUGGGCAUGGACAAGGCUACCUCUGAACCUGUGUGUCGGGUGUUGGAGCUGACCCUGCACAGCACCCACCUCCCCAGCCGUAUGGGAGCGCUGCACGGCCUGCUGUAUGUACUGGAGUGUGACCUGCUGGACGACACAGUGAAGCAGCUGAUUCCUGCCGUCUCAGACUACAUACUGAGUAACCUACGGGCCACAGCACACUGUGUGAAUCUGCACAACCAGCAGCAUGUCUUGGUGAUGUGUGCUGUGGCCUUUUACAUGAUGGAGAACUACCCUCUGGAUGUAGGAGCCGAGUUUACUGCUGGGGUUAUACAGUCUUUUUGGGGGGUUGUCUAUUUUCUAACAAUGGACCCAGUCUCACAGUUGUUUCCUGAUGUCUGGUUCUCCAUGUCCGUUACCUCCGAUAUUUCCUACAUUUGUUGUGCCAGGGUCCGUAAGGGUUUACCCAGCGAGGCACGGGUGGUGGCCAGGAUUCUUCCGCAGUUCCUGGACGACUUCUUCCCUCCGCAGGACGUCAUGAACAAGGUCAUCGGAGAGUUCCUGUCCAAUCAGCAGCCUUACCCACAAUUCAUGGCUACUGUCGUCUACAAGGUGUUCCAGACCCUCCAUGCUACAGGCCAGUCCAGUAUGGUGACAGACUGGGUGUUACUGUCUCUGUCUAACUUCACCCAGAGAACCCCAGUUGCCAUGGCCAUGUGGAGUCUGUCUUGCUUCUUCAUCUCUGCCUCCACCUCCCAGUGGGUCUCUGCCCUCCUGCCCCAUGUCAUCAGCCGUAUGGGUAAGAGUGAGGUGGUGGACAUCAGCCUGUUCUGUCUGGUGGCCCUGGACUUCUACAGACACCAGCUGGAUGAAGAGUUGGACCGCAGAGCCUUUCAGUCUGUCUUCCAGACCGUGGCCUCGCCUGGCAACACCUAUCAGCAGCUACUGGACUGUCUGCAGAGUAUCCACCAAGACACAUCACUCUGAGAGAGGGGGG
Messenger RNA from Oncorhynchus gorbuscha (pink salmon), 6667 nucleotides. It is a transcript of the gene htt, whose product is annotated as huntingtin. The annotation marks the transcript as partial. NCBI's taxonomy places the organism in Eukaryota, Metazoa, Chordata, Actinopteri, Salmoniformes, Salmonidae. Gene Ontology annotation, cellular component: nucleus; cytoplasm. The record is from RefSeq and is a predicted model, not a curated record. The transcript has 44 exons.